Molecule: messenger RNA, 1786 nt
Organism: Boeremia exigua
Lineage: Eukaryota; Fungi; Ascomycota; Dothideomycetes; Pleosporales; Didymellaceae
Exons: 2
Coding region: 356-1786 (476 amino acids)
Molecular function (GO): protein binding
Source: RefSeq, a predicted model, not a curated record
CUUCCCUGACUUUGGUCAACUCACCGCCAAACUUGCUGACCCGGCCGCGUGCCUGCGUAGGGCACUAGUCUCACUAGCCACGUGCACCGGUGCCCAUGGCUGUGUCAUAUGUCAGGGUCGCGAACGGCAUGAUACAAGACGACGUCGGCGCCGUUGGCGCGUCCACUCGGUUGGUCGUCGCCGUCCUCUGACCUGUUUUGAAAGCGCCGGACCAGAUCGCAGACCGGAGUUUGGGUCCAGAGAUUUAGUUAUCAAAGGAAAUUGCCCUCGCCUUGAUUCAAGGUCACUCCUCGUAGUGUUGCAUAGACCUAGUUCGUGACAAAGGACCCAAGAAAGAGCAGGACAGUAGUUCAACAUGGGUUUCUUCCACCUCCACCGCGCGAGCAGCUCCUCGGCCUCAUCCGCGCUCUCGCCAUCCCCCUGCAGCACCCCACGCACCAGCACCGACUCGGCCUCCGACUACAUGGCGGCGACCAUGAAGCCCCCCGCGCCGAGAACCUCCCUCGAAGACCUCCCCUUCGAACUCCUCCAGCACGUCGCAUCCUACCUCGACGACUUCUCCGCCGCCAAGUUCUGUCUCUCCAGCCGCCGCAUCUGCUUCGCCACCGGCACCCACCGCCUGGCGUCCUACCUCGCCAGCGCACCAAGCCGCAUCGACGCACGCCAGCGCCUCACCGAGACCGUCGAGCGCGCGCUGCCCGGCGCCUGGCUCUGCGCAUGGUGCGACGCAUUCCACCCAUGGAGCGCCUCCGACUCGCCCACGCGCCCCUCCUCCCUGCCGUGCGCACACUACAACUCCGCCCUCGCCUCCCCGCCCUACACCCUGCAAUACGCCCACCUGCGCCUCGCCCUCGCCGCACACGCCCACGGCCCGGCCCACGGCCUCCCCCUCUCCGCCCUAACCCACUCCUCCUCCGCCCCCGCAACCCUCUUCCGCACCCCCGUCCCCACCACCACAUCCCACACCCCGCGCAUCGCAAACGCCCGCCUCUACCUCCACUCAUCCACAGCCCUCACCCUGCCCCCCUGGGCCGCCGCCUCCCCGCGCCUCGCACACGCGCUUUUCCCCCUCCUCUCGCCCGCGCUGACGCAGCACCGCGCGUCGCACUCGCACACGGGCCUGCUCGCUGCGCUGGACAAUGUGGUGCGUCGGGGGUGGAGCGUGGGAACGCGCGGGUGCGGAGAGUGCGCGUCGGACUGGAGCGUCGAGAGCGUAAGGGUGCCCGGGGGCGUGCGGGUGGUGGUGAGUGUGUGGCGGGAUUUGGGGCAAGGGGAGGGGCCGUUUGAGGGCGGGUGGCGGGCGCAUGGGGGGUGGAUUGCGGGGGUUGAGGGGGGGAAGGGGGGCGUGGUGGAGGGGAGUGUGAGGGCGGCUUUUGAGGGCGCUGGGGAGGGGGAAGGGGGGGAUGAGGAGGUGGGGGAGGGUGUGUGGGAGCGGUUGGCGUAUUCGUGGCAGUUGGAGCGGCGGAGGGAGGAGGCGCGGGAGAGGGAGGUGGAGUGGCGGGCUAUUUGGCGAGAGGAUGCGGAGACCACAGGAACGCAGAAACGCAGAAACGCAGAAACGCAGAAACGCAGAAACGCAGAGUCGCAGACACCGCAGACACCGCAGACACCGCAGAUACCGCAGACACCGCAGACAAUCCUCCAAGAACGCAUCAAGAGCCCAGGCAGAACGCGUCAAGAACGCAGAAGACAACGUCGACAGCAGAGAUAUCCCCCACAGCAAAUAUUUCCCGCAGCAGACCUAGACCCGUCCAGCACCGUCCUGGAUGAUAUCAGCACCGUCUAA